Molecule: messenger RNA, 3973 nt
Organism: Exophiala viscosa
Lineage: Eukaryota; Fungi; Ascomycota; Eurotiomycetes; Chaetothyriales; Herpotrichiellaceae
Product: esterase/lipase
Exons: 1
Coding region: 227-3742 (1171 amino acids)
Biological process (GO): diacylglycerol catabolic process; arachidonate metabolic process
Molecular function (GO): lipase activity
Source: RefSeq, a predicted model, not a curated record
CCCUGUUGUACCUUUUUCUGUCCUUGUGCAUAAACAACCAUUGGCAUUUACGCCUCUAAUACCAGGGACGCGUACCUGCAUAGUCCCAACGAGUUUACCGGCUUUGGUUUCCUAUUCUCUUCUUGCAAUUUCUCUCUUUCUGUGCAAAUGGAGCACAACGUGAAGUCCUUACCCGCGUCCUCCUCUACUCCGCUCCCCCGGUACCGAAUCUUGAAAUCCCCGCGCGAUGCUGUCGACAUCUGCUAAAGAGACUGGGACUGAACAACAAGAGAGCGGAGGUUCUGCCGAUGAAGCUGACGAUGCCGGAAGGGAAAUUGUCGUUGCGCAACCUCCGCAAGGCAGGACCCUCCUUCCUACGCCUGCCGCUGCUGUCGUGAGCGGCAUCACCGGCCUUACUUCAUUCUCCGUUCGCGCUGGCACGAAAAUUGGAGGAUGGGGUCUCUAUGCCGGCAGGGAAGCCACGUUGAAGACUCUGUCUGUCAGUAGAAGUGUUUUGGAGACAGUACUGAUCGCCGCUGGGAGAGAUGUCUCGGCUCGAAGCAAUGGGGAAAUUGGCCGGGCUGAAGCAGAGAACCUGCUGGAGAAAAGCAUAUCCGCGUUGUAUACCACGAUAUCGACAAUUUCCUUCGUGGCUUCUACAGGUUUCUACCUUACGGAAGCAUCUAUGAACUCGAUCUCCGCCCUCUCCAUACAAGGACUGGCCACGCUCAAUGCCAUACUUGGCUCGACGGAAUCUUCUCGUGCCGUGGCCGCCAUCAUCACCUUGAUCAUGGACGAACUCAGCAAGCCUGAAAAUGGCAGCACUGGGGAGGUCGUUUCAUACACGGAUCUCAUCGUUGGUACCAUAAGCUUCGUCAUGUUGCAGAGGUGGGGUAGGCGCAAGACAGAACUCGACUUUCGGGAUGCUGGAGGUGAAGAGACAAUCUGGGAUGCAGUCAUUGACGACAAGGGCUUCAGAGCGGACGUUGUGGGUACCAGGAGAAAAGGCAUGAUCAGCAUUCACCCAAAUGCUGGUGCACCGCCUAUGACUUUCUCUUCUCCUGACGGCGACGAUGACUUCGAAGCACUGGAAAGAGGCACCUUAUUCGACACGUCAGCAUUGGCUGCGUCAGCGGAGAGCCAUACCAGUCUGACCGAUGAGGAAAUCCGCGAACGCAUCAUCAGCCAGUUGCCGCCUGGAGCGCGAGCCGUGGUCACUUCUGAGACAAUCACUGCGAAGACCAUCAAAGUGGACAUCUACGAUGCUGAGACUACACAUAUCGACCCGCCGCCCGGCACGGUCAUGGUCGCCGAGAGAUUGAACCACGGGGUUACUGUCCCAGGCGCGCACGGCGUCCCUCAACAGACUGUUAUCUUCCGAACUGCGCUCCAGAGAUCAAGCAGUGCAGACAUUAUUCCAGCAUCCGAGCAAUUUCGUCUGAGGGCUGGCGAGGGUGCACACAUGGACAACAACGAGAGUGACGAUGUCUUCCUCAUGAAGAGUUCCCCCAGGAAACGGAUAUUCACCGUGGAUGAAGCAACUCAUGCUGAAAGUUCUGCCUUGUCAGAUGCAGAUCCUGAUGAAGAUAAACAACCAUCCAGACCACCAACGCCGCCCCCGAAGCCGAAUGGCCCAAUGGCAAACCAGAAGAAGAGUAGGCGUGCUGUCCCGUCUCGAGAGAAGUCUCCAUCUACAUCAAGUGUUGUAACUCGCGUUCCUCUUGUCAAGAACAAAAAGGUCAAGCAAUCGUCCAGUGACAAACCUGAGAAAGAAGGUGUUAUCAAGAAAGCACUGAAAACGCUCAGCCCUAAUCAGUCUUCAGCUGCACUCAAGGAACUCCACAAAAGCUUGCCACAGCGCAAACCCCCGACCUCAGUACCAUCUCAAAUUCCCAGGCAUAGCGGUCCUCCUGCAGUGCGUGGAGACAUCACCCCAAGGAGGCAUCUGGGCACUCCGAGUCGUGGUCCCACUCCUAUGACGAGUCCGAGCUUACAACGGUCGACUCAAUUAGAGUCCUCAUCAAGCUACAUCUCGCUACAUGACCGAAGGAGGGAUUCUACUGUGUCACAAACUACUGAAACCUACUCAAUCCAUUCUGUCGAAAGCAGGCCGGGCUCACCAACGUUUACUCGCAUGCACACCCGAGUAGUAAGCGGCCUAACCCAAACCAAAUCUGAGCUCGCACUUGCCCUCAAUGAGACUGAGUCUACGGCCGGCGACCCAGCCACGGGGUCCCUCCAUCAUCGCCGUACUCGAUCUUUCGUGCCUAGUCUGUACUCAAUGGCAACGAAAGACUCGCAGGAGGCUAUCAUAUUAGCUCCGAAAACACCAAUGCCCAGGAAAUCCAUCUAUGAAGAUCACAACAUAUUGAAUGCAUUGAUCAUGGACGGUAAGGUUCCUGGCAUGUUUCCAGACCGACACCUUGCGAAGACAGUACGGAGAUUCGCCAGAUUUGCUUCAGCUUCUUAUGGCUCGAACUUCCUGCGUAUCAUGGGACUUACCUCGGCCGAAGCUCAGAUCAACAAUGCUACGGAGCUUAUGACUCUCGAUGUCCACCAUGAACACAGCUCCUUUUCCAGCCAUACCGGCCUACCUCCACACACAAUUCUUUUGUCGUCGUUCUAUGACCCGAAAGGCGUAACCGGCAAUACAGACUGGUCGCCUUCAGCGAUAUCGCCAUUGAUCCAUUUCAUCUCUAUCGACGACGAAUCUAAGGCCGUUGUCCUGACCUGUCGUGGGACACUUGGUUUUGAGGAUGUCCUCACAGAUAUGACCUGCGAUUACGACGACUUACUCUGGCAAGGCAAACGUUACAAAGUACACAAGGGCAUCCAUGCAUCAGCAAGACGCUUGCUUGGCGGCAGCGGAAGCCGUGUGAUGGCGACGAUCAGAGCUACCCUCGAGCAGUAUCCAGACUAUGGACUUAUCCUUUGUGGACACUCUCUCGGCGGUGCUGUUGCAGCUUUACUUGCCAUACUUAUUUCGGAACCUACUUUCGAUGGAUCCAAGACAUCAUUUGUCACCGGGAACAAACCGAAACUACUCACAGAGCAAUCUUCCACCGGCCCUUUCACCUCUUACGUACCUCCGAUCAGUCUACCAACAGGUCGUCCGAUCCAUGUUUAUGCCUAUGGUACUCCGGCGUGCAUGUCUGAGCUGCUACGCGUGGCUACGCGUGGUCUUAUCACGACGAUCGUAAACCACUCAGACAUCGUUCCGUGUUUGUCACUUGGAACAUUGCAUGACUUCCGCACAGUCGCGUUGCAUCUGAAAACAGAUACAACAGAUGCGCUUGGGGCACUGAAGACCCGCGUGUGGCAACGCCUACGCAAUGCGGUCACGUCUUCUUUCUACAACGAUCCCAAGGGACCACCUCCCCCAGAAAACAUGGCGGGUGAUGGUCUCGGCGAGGAUACGUGGGCAUGGGCCGCACUGAAGACGCUGCGGGCCUCAAUGGUCAACGACAAGUUGGUGCCUCCGGGAGAGAUUUUUGUGAUUGAAACGACGCGGGUAUUUGACAGGCUGGAUCCUGAUGUUGCACGUGAAGCCGUUUUCGGUCCUGACGACACGAAGGACGAUCGGACGGAGAAACUUUAUCGUGCGCUUGGCCGUCCUGCCACCAGAGUACAACUCAAGCUCGUUCGCGAUGUCGAAACUAGAUUUGGAGAAUUGAGGUUCGGGAGAGAUAUGUUUGGCGAUCAUUCUCCAGGAAGAUAUGAGGCUGCUUUGGCUGCGUUGGAGAAGGGGAUAUGUGAGGAUUGAUCUACGAUUUUGCUACUGCAAAAGUGCAAGUGGAAAAUUUGGAUUUGAGGGUUAAAUGGAAUCUUCUGCAAUGACUGUUAUGAUGAUCAUGAAAAGAAGAGCGAGGCGCACGGGGAUGAUGGCUUGAUUUGGAAAUGGAAUAAAGAAGAAAUACCAUAUAGGUAGCACGAUAAAUCAUAUCUCUUAGUCUGGAUACAGUCUCUAUCUACCUGGAAAAGGUGAAUGCUACAA